UGGCUGCUUUUGCCACUGCAGCAAAUGCAGGCAGCUUUUAGCACAGGCUAACGCGCUUCUCGGUGUGUUUUUGCCGUUUGUCAUCGCGAAGGAAAAAUAUGAAAGUGUCGGAAAUGUGCGAAAGAAGAAGCCGGUACGUCCAGGGAAAUGAUUUUCACCGGGACUGCCUCUGAAGAGGAGGAUAAGCUAACGUAAAGACACCCGGAAGUGUUGUUGAAGCUCCCAGCAUCAACAGACACAAUGAGUGCCAAAUAUGGCCUGGUGAGCUACAACAGCUCACGGAAGCACAUUUCAAUCUCCAUCCCAUCAUCCACGGAGGUGAUGUCACCCCACAUAAAGUCUGUGGAGGAGCUAAGGGUCCUUGGAAUCAACCUGAGCAGCUUCAGUUCCCCCACGCAGUUUUUAAUCUGUGUGGCUGGAGUCUUCCUCUUUUACCUUGUCUAUGGAUACUUGCAGGAGUUGAUAUUUUCUGUGGAAGGAUUCAAGCCUUUUGGUUGGUACCUCACUCUGGUCCAGUUUGGUUUUUACUCCAUGUUUGGACUAGUGGAGCUUCAGCUCACACAGGACAAACGCAGAAGGAUACCAGGGAAGACCUAUAUGAUCAUAGCAUUUCUAACAGUGGGAACUAUGGGCCUGUCCAAUACCUCUCUGGGCUACUUGAACUACCCUACACAGGUCAUCUUCAAGUGCUGUAAACUCAUCCCCGUCAUGAUUGGAGGAGUGUUUAUACAAGGUAAACGCUAUAAUGUGGCUGAUGUGUCUGCUGCUCUCUGCAUGAGUCUGGGACUCAUCUGGUUUACGCUAGCUGACAGCAAAGUGGCCCCCAACUUCAACGUCACAGGUGUUCUCCUCAUAUCCCUGGCACUGUGUGCAGAUGCUGCUAUUGGAAACGUGCAGGAGAAAGCCAUGAAACUCCAUAAUGGCUCCAACUCUGAAAUGGUGCUGUACUCGUACUCCAUCGGUUUUGUCUACAUACUGACAGGCCUGCUCUGUGUGGGCGGACUGGGGCCGGCAGUGGCUUUCUGCUCAGAACAUCCUGUGAAGACGUACGGUUAUGCAUUCUUUUUCUCCCUCACGGGGUAUUUCGGCAUCUCCUUCGUGCUGGCCUUGAUCAAACUCUUUGGUGCCCUGGUUGCUGUGACAGUGACCACCGGGAGAAAGGCCAUGACUAUCGUACUUUCCUUCAUGUUCUUCGCAAAACCUUUCACUUUUCAGUACAUCUGGGGCGGCCUUCUGGUGCUCUUCGGCAUCUUCUUGAAUGUUUACAGUAAAAACAGAGAGAAAAUGAAGCUUCCCUCCAUCAAGGACCUCAGAAGCUGGCUGCUAACAGGAAAGAAAGUCAGAUUUCUCUCACAAAACGUAUAGGAGGCACCCACGGGCGUAGCUGAAGUCCUGCACUGGCAGACUGUUUGUCUGUUCAGAUGAAGAGUUGGCCCACUUGUCUCUGGUUGUGCUACAGGCAAGCGCCCGAGCAACAACCCUCAUCACCACGGACACUGAGCCAGGCAUGGGUAUGCAGGGUGUGACCUCUAAUCAGACUGAAAAGCAGCGGACACACCAGUAAACUAGAAUGGGUGAUAGUCGCUGCAUCCAAUCUCUGUGUGCCAGUACAACACUGGUGUAGAACUGCCUGAAAUCACUCAAACUCUGCAGCAAACUGAAGGAACUAUUUUUUACAAGGGGAUCAAUGUUAGUGGGCUCUUUUUAAAGCGAUGCUUCGGGGCCCCGCGGAAACAUUCCCAACAUGGAGGACAACACUGAGGACUUUUCUAAAGGGAAGCCAGCGCCUUAGCUAACCAAAUCGCACAGUUUUGCACUGGAAAUGACGUAUAGACUUAAACCGGAGUGGUUGUAAAAAACAUUUUUAAAAAAAAUGUAAGAAGGAAAGAGUAAAGAGUGACAAGCUUACCUAUCAUAUCUGAAAUGAAUGUUUGCCCCCCCCCCACACUAAAAGAAAAAAUUCAUAUGUUAUAAAGGCAUAUUUGCCCUCGCAUGUGCCAGAAAGACUAAACAAAAACAAUGUUUUACAUAAUCAUUGUCUUGAUGAAAGUGGCUUUUUCAUAGUUUAUUGGUAUAAUUUAUAUCUGACUGUGCCCUAAUUCUUAAAAAGUGUGUGAUCAUGUGGUGACAUUUUUGGGGAAUAUGGAGAGAUUUGCUCCUGUGAACAUUAAUACAUCGAAAAUGUCAACUGCCAUAAUUUGCUAACCAUGUGUUUGGGUGAAAGGGUAGCACUCUUUUUACAUUAAAAUAAACCGAGAUGUUUCUCGUGAA
This is a messenger RNA of Plectropomus leopardus (leopard coralgrouper), 2271 nucleotides long. It is a transcript of the gene slc35b3, whose product is annotated as solute carrier family 35 member B3. The record is from RefSeq and is a predicted model, not a curated record. Gene Ontology annotation, cellular component: Golgi membrane; endoplasmic reticulum membrane. Gene Ontology annotation, biological process: 3'-phosphoadenosine 5'-phosphosulfate transport; transmembrane transport. NCBI's taxonomy places the organism in Eukaryota, Metazoa, Chordata, Actinopteri, Perciformes, Serranidae. Gene Ontology annotation, molecular function: 3'-phosphoadenosine 5'-phosphosulfate transmembrane transporter activity.